This is a messenger RNA of Daucus carota subsp. sativus, 636 nucleotides long. RefSeq lists its product as uncharacterized. NCBI's taxonomy places the organism in Eukaryota, Viridiplantae, Streptophyta, Magnoliopsida, Apiales, Apiaceae. The record is from RefSeq and is a predicted model, not a curated record. The transcript has a single exon. The coding region runs from base 1 to 636 and encodes 211 amino acids.
AUGGCUCCUUUUGAGGCACUUUAUGGGCGCAAGUGUAGGACACCAACUUGUUGGAAUGAAGUGGGUGAGAAACUUUUGGAGGGUCCUGAUCUGGUUCAAGUUACUACUAAAAAGGUGACGGUUGCUCGAGAAAGGCUCCGACAGGCUCGGUCAAGACAAAAGAGUUAUGCAGAUAAAGGUCGACGUGAUUAUGAGUUUAAAGUUGGUGACAAGGUUUUUCUAAAAGUAUCUCCUUCGAAGGGCAUUCAGCGGUUCGGUCAAAAGGGUAAAUUGAGUCCGAGGUAUAUUGGACCUUUCGAGAUUCUUGAGAGAGUCAGAACAGUGGCAUAUAGAGUUGCAUUGCCACCACAGUUAUCAAGGAUUCAUAAUGUAUUUCACGCAUCAGUUUUGAGGAAGUAUGUUUAUCAUCCACAUCAUAUUGUUCAAUAUCCUUUGGACGCAUUUCGAGAGGACUUGUCUUGUGAAGAAGACGCCGAGGCUAUAUUGGCGAGAGAGGAGAGAGUCUUGCGUAAAAACACGAUUCCUUUUGUUAAGGUUCUUUGGAAGAACCAUGAGGUUCGAGAAGCUACGUGGGAGACAGAGGAACCUGUUCGCGCAAAGUAUCCAUAUCUUUUUGAAUCAGGUUCGUGCCUUUAA